AUGCAAUAUUCCUACCCGGAGACAGACAGCGCAUCAUUCAGCCUCCCCUUUCAACCAAGCUUCCACUACAACGCUGAAGCGAUCUCACAUACGCGCAAUCUUACCUUUCUGAAAGAGAAGAUGGGCGGGCCUUGGUUCGAUCUCGAGCAGAUCUGGGAUGAGCAUACUUACUAUGAGUUUGAGAAUCGAUCGGUGGAGCAUACGAUGAGCACGAUGGUGCAGGAGCCGUAUGUAAAUCAUGUGCCAACGCUCACUGGUGGAAUCGGCCGCGAGAAAUUGACAGCCUUCUAUCGGGACCACUUCAUCUGGAAGAACCCUGCAAGCACAACCCUGGAAUUAAUCAGCCGCACAAUCGGCAUCGACCGGAUUGUCGACGAGUUUCUCUUCAAAUUCAAACAUGAUACAGAGGUAGACUGGCUCAUUCCCGGAAUUGCUCCCACGCAUCGCGAGCUCGAAAUUCCCUUCAUGGCUGUCGUCAACAUCCGGGGUGACCGGCUAUACCACGAGCAUAUCACCUGGGACCAGGGGACUGUGAUGAUGCAGUUGGGAUUCAUGCCCAAGGACCUUGCUGCUGUGGAAGACCAUGCUGGCGCUGGGAAUCCACACCGGCAGAAGGUGUGCAAAGCCCCUAUAUAUGGGAAAGAGACGGCCGCAAAGCUUCGUGAUAAGAAUGCUAUCAUGUCGAAUGCGUUGUUUGAUAAUCUGUUAUCUUCCAGAGCGGUGGAUUCGAGUGAAUAG
Messenger RNA from Aspergillus terreus NIH2624, 738 nucleotides. RefSeq lists its product as uncharacterized. The record is from RefSeq and is a predicted model, not a curated record. Gene Ontology annotation, biological process: polyketide metabolic process. The transcript is spliced from 3 exons. The coding region runs from base 1 to 738 and encodes 245 amino acids. NCBI's taxonomy places the organism in Eukaryota, Fungi, Ascomycota, Eurotiomycetes, Eurotiales, Aspergillaceae.